This is a messenger RNA of Peniophora sp. CBMAI 1063, 1014 nucleotides long. The record is from the annotation of a GenBank genome assembly. NCBI's taxonomy places the organism in Eukaryota, Fungi, Basidiomycota, Agaricomycetes, Russulales, Peniophoraceae.
AUGUCCGACACGCAACCAACGAAGAAGGUGAAGCUCACCAAGGUCAUUGGAACACACAAUGGUACAUUCCACUGUGACGAAGCUCUCGCGGUGUAUCUAUUGCGCCUCACGAACGCCUAUCGUGACUCGGACCUGAAGCGCACUCGCGAUCCCGCUGUUCUUGACACUUGCGAUAUCGUGGUGGAUGUUGGCGCAGUGUACGAUGAGUCGAAGCAGCGCUUUGACCAUCAUCAGCGUGGGUUUGAAGAGGUGUUUGGCCACGGUUUUACCACGAAGCUGUCCUCGGCUGGCUUGGUCUACAAGCAUUUUGGCCGCGAGAUCAUCGCGAACCAUCUCCAGCUCGCCUUGGAUGAUCCCAAGGUCGACACUUUGUGGUUGAAGCUGUACAAGGAGUUCAUCGAGGGUAUCGACGGCAUCGACAACGGCGUGCAGCAGUACCCAAACGAUAUCCAGCCCCGAUACCGUAACAGGACCGAUCUGUCCAGCCGCGUGGGGUGGCUCAACCCUGCCUGGAAUGAGCCCGUCGACAGCACCUCGGUGGACGCUCGUUUUGACAAGGCAUCUAAGCUUACCGGGGAAGAGUUCCUUGGCCGCUUGGACUACUACGGCAAAGCCUGGCUUCCCGCACGGGAUCUCGUUGUGGAUGGCCUCGACAAGCGCUUCAACGUCGAUCCCAGUGGUCGCAUCAUCUUAUUCGAGUCGUUCUGCCCGUGGAAGGAGCAUCUUUUCGAGCUCGAGGCCGCUCAGAACAUCACCGAGGCUCAGCAGCCGUACUAUAUCAUCUAUCCCGAUGAGACUGGUGGCAACUGGCGCAUCCAGGCUGUCCCUGUUUCGCCGGAGAGCUUCGCGAGCCGCAAGGCGCUCCCUGAGGUGUGGCGCGGCGUCCGCGAUGAUGCACUCUCGGAGGUGUCGGGCAUCCCUGGCGGCAUCUUCGUCCAUGCGUCCGGUUUCAUCGGCGGUAACAAGACCAAGGACGGCGCCUUGACGAUGGCGAAGAAGGCGCUCGAGAUGUAG